Molecule: messenger RNA, 4587 nt
Organism: Eublepharis macularius
Lineage: Eukaryota; Metazoa; Chordata; Lepidosauria; Squamata; Eublepharidae
Gene: TNFRSF11A
Product: TNF receptor superfamily member 11a
Exons: 10
Coding region: 210-2204 (664 amino acids)
Biological process (GO): positive regulation of bone resorption; lymph node development; ossification
Cellular component (GO): external side of plasma membrane
Molecular function (GO): cytokine binding; tumor necrosis factor receptor activity
Source: RefSeq, a predicted model, not a curated record
GCCACCACAGAUUGCAAGUCGAGUCCUGAGGAAACGCCGUGGGAACCGAAGCCAGAGGGGAGGGCUUUCUGUUUCGUUCCCUCAGGCGCGCUCUCUCGCCUCGUCGCUGCGAGGAAGGAGAAGAGGAGCCGUUCGCUGCCAAUGUGCCUCUGCCUUGGGAGGACACAACUUCCUGCUUAGCAGUGGGAGCCAAGGGAGCACCCGCCGGCAUGAUUCUCUCGGGGGGCCGCUGGCUUCUGUUCUUUUUCCUCACUGACACACAGUUAUCCCUCCAAAUCACCCCACCCUGUAGCAACGAGCAAUAUUAUGAAUAUUUGGGGCGAUGCUGCAUGAAAUGUGAGCCAGGAACAUACAUGUCAGCCAAAUGUUCCGGCAGUUCAGAGACUAUAUGCCAGCCCUGCAGUUCCAAUGAGUAUAUGGACAUCUGGAAUGAAGAAGAAAAAUGCUUGCUUCACAAAAUAUGUGAUCGUGGGAAAGCUUUAAUAGAAGUGCAUCCAGGAAACAGCACAUUUCACCGACAAUGUGCUUGCAUUGCUGGCUACCACUGGAACGAAGACUGUGAUUGCUGUCGGCGAAACACAAAAUGCCCUCCGGGUUUUGGAGUGAAGUAUCCCAUACAAGAGAACAAGGAUGCAAAAUGCCAACCGUGUCCCACGGGGUCCUUUUCUAAUGUCUCUUCCUCCACGGAUGAAUGCAGAUCCUGGACUAACUGCACAGCACUUGGAACUGAGGAAAAAAUUCCUGGCAGCGAUAGGUCUGAUGCGGUGUGUGAGAAACUUCUGAAGAUCAUGGCUUCACAAGAUGAAACAAACCAAUUAUUUUAUAUGUUGGUUGCUCCACUCCUUGUUGCCCUAGUUGGUAUUGCUGUCCUUGCUGUAUACUAUCGAAAUAAGGGGAAAGUAUUGACAGCAGAUCUGCAAUACUGGGCGAAUGAAAUCUGCAUGCAGAUAAAAGGGACAAAGGAGCCCCCCAUAGAAACAUUUGUAAACACAAAUGUGGCGAGUUCUUCAGGUCUUCUGCUUUUUGAAGGAACUUAUCAGCUGAACCUUGAACAACAUUCGUUUUCUGGCAACCUGUGUUUCCCAAUGGAUCCCAUUGUGUGCGAUCAAGCUGAUACUGACACAAUUCACUAUGAAUCAGGAGAGGACUUCCCAAUGCUGUCACUUGGGGAUGAGAGAGAAGACAACCACUUUCAGCAGAUUCCCACAGAGGAUGAGUAUUUGGAUAGAAUCCCCCAAAGCCGUUGCUACCUACCUUUACUAAGCCAGCCUGACAGCACAGCUGCCUCGCCAUUCUCUGAGCCACUGGAAGUGGGGGAGAACGACAGCUUAAGUCAGUGCUUUGUAGGAACUGAAAGCCUGGCGGAAUUAUCGAACUGUUGCUGCUCCAGCCUUUCAUGUAGAACUGACUCUCCUCAGUUCUGCACUGACAAAUGUCCACAGAGUUCUUGUCAUCACUGCAACUGUAACAACAUAGGGGAUACAGAGAGUGGAGGUACAAGUGGCUCCUUGCUGAUUCCUGAAGUGACAAAUAGCUGCCCUGCCUGUGGAGUAUCUCCUAGAGAAUCUCCCAGAAAACCCAGCAGUACCGCAGAUUCUUUAAAAGAGAAUGGACCUUCCCCACAGUGCACUUGUGCCUUGGACUCUGCCUCUGUGGAUCAGAAUGCUCCAGCGAGCAGUCCUAGAGCCCGAAGCGAGCCACCGGAUGGAACUGAUGCAAAGCACCAGAAUGCAAAAAGAAACAAUGCCGGAUCAAACUGCAGCACUUCAGAUCUUCCAGCAGCGUCUGGAAAUGUGACUGGAAACAGUAACUCUACAUUCAUCUCAAGCGGACAAGUCAUGAAUUUUAAAGGUGACAUAAUUGUUGUCUAUGUUAGUCAGAACUCCCAAGAGGGUUCAACGUCUCCUGGGGCAACUGAGGGCAACCUGGGCAGUCCCGUGCAAGAGGAAAACCUGAACCGUUGCGAGACGUUUGCAGGCAACAUUCACCAGUACAAGGAGAAAUGUGCGGAGAUGGAUUCCUGUCACAGUACUGAAAGCGAAGGAGAAACCAGCUCUGUGGGAGGGUACAAGAAAACUUCAGGGCUGGUAGUUCAAGAAGAAAAUCAAGACUGUCCAAACACAAAACACUUUGGAAAUGAAGCCUCCCCACCUGUACAAGAGGAGGGGAAACCAAAACUCUUUCUAGAAAAAGUAUUGCCUUGAUGAAAAUGCCGGGUUGCUGAUUUCUAGCAAUGAGAUACGGAGCACUUAUUUUUGAAGGUGUUCUGGAGACAUCCUUUGGAUUGCACUAAAUAACUCCAGACUUCUAUUCACUGUUAAGGAGUCAGAUGGUGGUAUAUGAAGCCGCCUUGUACUGAGUCAGUCUGCUUGUAGAUCGCGCUCAGUAUUGUCAGCUGCUCUUCAGGAUCUCAGAGAAAAAUAUUUCCCAACACCUGCAAGCAGAGAUCUUUUAACUGGAAAGGCGAGGAUCUGAACUUGGAACUCUCUGCAUGCACUGAGAUUUAUCUCUCUCACAGAUUGCUGUGAGUGACAGCCAGGACUGUUUGCUCUUUGUGGAGAUUCUCUGAAGCUCUGUAGGAAACGACAGGGUGCUGUCGGAUGCUUCAGCACUGGGCGGCACAUCUCCUCACAACUAUCAGGGAACAAACUGAAUAUUUGGAACUUUGGGCAAAAGAUACAUUGCUAGUAUUGCACAGGUACCAAAAACAGAGGGCUACACUCCUAUGCAUCUUUUACAAGCUGCUAAAAACUCCAGUCAUCAAACUUGCCUUUUGUUAUAAUGGUGGAUUUUGGCUAUGCACAAACAUAACAUGAAACCACAGUUGUUGCAAAGCCUGCUGUAUAACAAGCCAACCUUGGGCAGUCACCUAAGUUAACAAAUUUUGUCUUGCCCACCUGCUCCUCACCCCAAGGGCUGCAUGUGGUACUCCUCCUUGCUUUCCUUACUCUCUUAAAGCAGUGCAGCGAGCCACACAUUCCAGUUUCCAGACUCUUAUGUGAGUCCUUCACGUCACAGAAUUUCAGCCACCAUUUCUGGGUGCCCAUUGCCAGCACAAGCAAAAUGGUAACCCAGAUCUUGCAGAAGAAAUGUCGAGAACAUUCUGGAAGCUCUAGAGGGUAUGAAUGUCUUGCUGCACUGCUUUGAAGAGAGAAGGGACAGCAAAGAGGUGCUGAAGUUUAUUUCUUCUGACUUCUAGAUGAGGACAGUGACAUAGGCUGUGGGGCGGGGGGGGGGUAUUGGUGGUGGAGGUUCCUGCCAUCUCAGGCAUCAAGAUACCUCCAGCUGCUGCUGCUAUUGAGGAGUUGUUUUCUUUGAGCAUUCGGCCUUUCUUAGGUAAAAGAUAGAUCACCAGGAGUUCCAACACAGAUUCAGUUGUCACUCUUGACCUUUCCCCAUGUUUCAGGUGGGCAUCCAAAAUGCCACAAAAGUAUGAUAUUGGUUCCUUUAAAUGAUAAUUCAGUACCAUCUUUGGUUUUUUAAAAGCAAAAUUGUUUUAAAAGAAUUACAAAAUCUCUUGUGGGAUGGGGAUAAAUAUGUUUGUGACUGCACAGAUGCCAACCAGUCAGUGCUGAACUCGGCUGGCUCCUACUGCCAAUAAACAGAACUGGUUUUCUGAGACUUUGACCCAGAGAGAUAUCAGUUCAUUGACCAGACCAUGUUAACUGAACUUCAAAUAACAUUUGUUGGCAUGCCGCCUGUGUAAACCAACAGUGGAAACAGGAAGUGUAAACUUAGCACAUGGGGUGAGAUGCCAGAAAUCAGAUCAUCGUUUACAGGAUGAAAGUUGCCUGUGAGUGAUAAGCAGUAUCUUUUCUCAAAUCAUUCGGAGCCAAAAUAUACAAUAUGAAAUCCAUGUGUUAGGACAUGGGAUCCCAGGCUAACUCACUGUCACACAUUCAAGUGGGGACGUACCUUUAAAAAGCUCUCCAUUUUUCUGCUUGGGUGCAAAUGGGGCAUGGGGAAGGAGAGGCUUUAUGCUUUCGUCGUGUGGCAUUUUUGCCACUGGAAACGGUGCCAGAGGGACCCUUUUUGCCCCUUCCUCUGGCUUCAUGUGCCUCGUGAUAGACACGUGUGCCAGAGGAAAGGGCAAACAGCCUCCUCCCUGCGGUGCCGUUUCAGGUGGUGAAAAAUACUGUGAGAAGGAAGCCCAGAGCUCCUCCCUCUGCUACACCCUGUUUGCAGCUGAACCAAGAACUUUUUAAAGGUGAGUCUGUACUUGAACAUAUAUCUGUGAGUUGGGUUGGGAACCUGACAUGGAUUUCAUAUUGUGUAUUUUGGCCCUCAGGCACCAACUUUUGAGAGCGGCAGUUGAAGAGGUGCUGAAGUACCCAAGUUCUGUGUUAAGUCAGGAAGGCGGAGCCAGAUGUCCUUCAGAUGCUGCCCUAAUUCUCACCGAAGUAGUAAGCCUGUCCCUCCUGUGAAGGAGCUCACAUGGACUGGAUGAUUCUCUAUUCAAAAUCAUGCCCUCCUCAUAGAAAACUGUAACCAGUUUUCUCUCUUGCCUUGUUUGGUUUUUGUGUACAGGGUGUGUUUACAUGUAAGCAGGGCUUUUUUUCAGCAGGAACGCAGUGGAACGGAGUUCUG